CAACACAAACACACACUGAACCUCGGCAUGCUGUCGAACGAGAGCUGUGAGAACAGCACCCAUAUCCACACGGACGGGAACCCGGUGGUGAGCACAGUGAUGUUCAUCCUGGGGGUGAUGGGGAACUUCAUCGCCCUGGCCAUCCUAGGGGUCCACCAGAAGGAGCGACGCACCAAGUCCUCUGUCUUCUGCAUCCUGGUGACGGGACUGGCCCUGACUGACCUGCUGGGAACCUGCUUCCUCAGCCCCCUGGUGUUUGUGUGCUAUGCUCGCCAGCGAUCCCUGCUGGGGCUCACUGGGGACCAGGGACUCUGUGGCCUCUUUGCCUUUGCCAUGACCUUCUUUGGCCUGGCCUCCAUGCUCAUCCUCUGUGCCAUGGCCGUGGAGCGCUGCCUGGCCAUCAGCCACCCCUAUUUUUACUCCAAGUGCGUCCGACGCAGCUUCGCCAAGGUGGCCCUCCUGCUUAUCUACAUCUUCACCUGCGCCUUCUGUGUUUUGCCAUUCUUCGGCUUUGGCCGCCACAAGCAGUACUGCCCGGGCACAUGGUGCUUCAUCAAGAUGGAGGCGGCAGGCGAGGGGGUGGACGAAGAGAGGAAGGUUCUGGCGUUCUCUCUGUCCUACGCCUCGCUCAUGGCGCUGCUGAUCGUGGCAGUGUUUGUGUGCAACGGCUCUGUGAUUGUCAGCCUGUGCCGGAUGCACCGCAGCCAGAUGACACGGCGUGGUUCGGUGGUGAACGGAGGGAGGAAGAGGAAGAUGAGUCUGGGCUGGUUCGGACAGGGGGAGGAGGAGAUGGACCACUUGAUGCUGCUGGCCUCCAUGACGGUCAUUUUCGUUGUCUGCUCCUUGCCGCUCACUAUUGCCGGUUUUGCCAAUGCCAUCGAGCCGGUGGGUGACGACCAGGAGAACCUGCUGGCGUUCCGUUUCCAGGCCCUCAACCCCAUCGUGGACCCCUGGGUCUUCAUCAUCUUCCGCAAGUCUGUGUUCCGCCACCUCCGCUCGCUGCUGCGCUGCCGCUUCACGGGGGGAGCGGUGAAGAACACGGCCCACUGCACCUUCUCCUUAACCCCUGACGACCACAGGGAGUCUCCCAAACCCUUGCCCUCUGUUUCCUUGCAGCCCAAGCUAUACUCCAGCCUCUUAUGUGGAGGUGGGACUCGGGGCAGGAAAGAGAAUGGGAUUUAGGGAUGGAUGGAUGUGGGAGAGCAGACAUUUGGGGGAAGGGGUUCGGGAUUUAGGGUUUGGAGAAUUAACUUUUUUGACCACUAGUACCUUAUCCACUGUUGACUAGGAUACAUAUAGUAUACCCGAUGCACGAGUAUACCCGAUGCACGAGUAUACCCGAUAAACGAGUAUACCCGAUGCAUGAGUAUACCCGAUGCAUGAGCUACAUGUUUCAUACAUGUGAGUGCCAUAUAAAAAGACUGCAAAGUGAGCGAUUACGCCUCCAAACACACUGAAAACAAAAAAAACUCCAAGCAACUGAAAUGGAUGUAUGCAGGAGACCA
Molecule: messenger RNA, 1505 nt
Organism: Oncorhynchus mykiss (rainbow trout)
Lineage: Eukaryota; Metazoa; Chordata; Actinopteri; Salmoniformes; Salmonidae
Gene: ptgir
Product: prostaglandin I2 receptor
Biological process (GO): adenylate cyclase-activating G protein-coupled receptor signaling pathway; negative regulation of smooth muscle cell proliferation; inflammatory response
Cellular component (GO): plasma membrane
Molecular function (GO): prostacyclin receptor activity
Source: RefSeq, a predicted model, not a curated record